Laetiporus sulphureus 93-53 is the source of this 569-nucleotide messenger RNA. RefSeq lists its product as uncharacterized. Lineage: Eukaryota; Fungi; Basidiomycota; Agaricomycetes; Polyporales; Laetiporaceae. The annotation marks the transcript as partial. The record is from RefSeq and is a predicted model, not a curated record. The transcript has 4 exons.
AUGAGCACAUCACCUACGGGGUUGGUUUCGGCGUCCUCGGUAUCGAAGCUGUCAUCGAGAUCCCCAACGAGCGCGAAUUGGGCGACGACGAGGCCGAUGUUGCCCGCGCCCGUGCCUUUGCAGGUUCAGACGCCGAGUUCGUUGCUUGGCUUGAGCAGAAGAUGAUGUCGCUAGAACGUCCUUCUCUUUCCUUUUUAUGUGGGACUGUCCGCCCAUAUUACUGGGAAGCAGAUGGUGAUGAGAAGCGGACAGGGUUGACAUGGGGUGGGAAUGUGCAGGAGAGAACGAAUCAGUUUGGAUUUACAGCAGAUAUCGGCGCUCAGCUUUCUGCACAGUUGACUAUUGGCGAGGCAGGGCUCAAUGCGGCCAACGCCUGCGUUCAUUGUGGCGCCAGAAUGCGAUUGCGAGAAGGAAAGAUCGUCAAUGAAGAGUGGAGGAUUGUGCCGAGACUCACGAUGUCGAGCACGCUUCCGCGCCUGGUCUCUCGCAAGGAGGAGCCUUGGCACUACCGCAAGUACAGUAUGAGGGAUUUGAGCGUGAUCAUGGUCAAACCACGUCACUUCCGCUAA